GGGGGGGCCCUCCACCCGCUGAUUUGUCGAGUGGCCCGAAGGUCUCGAGAGUGCUCGAGUCGCGCUCGUAGUCGAAGGAUAUAGUUCGGUGACGUUUGUUUGUGCAGGUAUGUUGUGAUCGUCGGUCAAGUGAUGAUGCGCUGUGAAUGUGGGGUCAACGAUGUGCUUUAGAUAUCUCGAGCCGGCUCGGACGUUUUAUUUAUGCCGCGUCUUAUUCCAUCGAUUACGAUAGAGAGCGUUGAGUUUCGAUGGUAUUUACGAUGAAUAGUAAAGGACUUCGAGUGCAGCCUUGAGACACCCGGCCGCGGCGGGACCACGUCAUGCCCCUCGAGGCCUAUAUGCAUAUGUCCAACUCGUCCGGGAGCAGUAUAAACUCGCCCCUCGGGCCGGCGGCGUCGUGCGGCAUGGCGGCCAACCCGUACGCCGUGCCGCUGUACGGCGGCGCGCCCGUGCAGGGCUACGGCUGCGCGCCCGCCGACCUGCCGCACUACGGCGACAUGCGCGGCGCCGGCUGGUACCCCGCCUCCAACGACCCCAGGUUUGCCAUUUCCAGGCUAAUGACGUCGACGUCGGGUGGCAUGGGGCACGUCAACCAGAUGGGCGGACUGGCGGCGUGUGCUGGCCCCGACGCCAAGCCCAUGCAGUUCCCGCUCGCGCAGAGAAGGAAACGGAGAGUGCUGUUCACGCAAGCGCAGGUGUACGAGCUGGAGCGGCGGUUUAAGCAGCAGAAGUACCUGUCGGCGCCCGAGCGAGAGCACCUCGCCUCGCUUAUACACCUCACGCCCACGCAGGUUAAAAUAUGGUUUCAGAACCAUCGCUAUAAGUGUAAGAGACAGGCCAAGGAGAAGGCGAUGGCGGAGCAGAACCAACACAAUCAGUCUGCAUCAUCACCACGAAGGGUAGCUGUGCCAGUGCUCGUCAAAGACGGCAAGCCAUGCGGGUCAGGGGAGUCAUCCUCACCAGCUCACAGCCACUGCGCCACCCCUACCUCGGGGUACUCCGCCCCCCAACCCUCGCAGGCAGCGUGCAGCAACCCCCUGGUCUCAUCCUACCGCCAGCCCACAGCCUACCAGCAGCAAUGCUCAGGAUACCUCCCCCUCCAGGGCAGGGCCUGGUAGAAGUUCCCACAGCUUUACCAUGAGACAAUGUUCAAAGAAGAGAUGUAUUUCGAUUAACCUACACAUUAUUUCAAAUUGUUUGAUAUUGACAUUAUUUGUGUUGCCAUGUUUGAAAAAUUACUCUUCCUAUUUUAUGCCAUUAAAAAUAUAUUGAAAUAUUGUAUUGCUGCACUAAACUUGUGAUUAUUGUUAGACCUGACUUUACACUAUUGCUUGAACUGUGCUUUAACUUUUAACGAAUACUGAAAUAUUGUUGUGCAAAUGCUGUUUCAACUCAAAACCCAUGCCUUUUAAUCCAUGCCAAUUAAUACCUGUACGGAAAUCUAUUCAUGCAAUAAUAAAAGCACAAUAAUUCUCCAAUUUAUUUUUUUAAAUUUUAAUAUCUUCUGUAUAUACAGGGUGUUUGGU
Molecule: messenger RNA, 1526 nt
Organism: Maniola jurtina (meadow brown)
Lineage: Eukaryota; Metazoa; Arthropoda; Insecta; Lepidoptera; Nymphalidae
Product: homeobox protein Nkx-2.4-like
Exons: 6
Coding region: 321-1118 (265 amino acids)
Biological process (GO): cell differentiation; regulation of transcription by RNA polymerase II
Cellular component (GO): nucleus
Molecular function (GO): DNA-binding transcription factor activity, RNA polymerase II-specific; RNA polymerase II cis-regulatory region sequence-specific DNA binding
Source: RefSeq, a predicted model, not a curated record